CCAGUUCAGGCACAUUCUGCUCAUGCUGGAAGAACUGCAAAAAGAACACACCUGUGUCGGGCAUCAUUAAAUAAAGACGCUAAGACUUCGGUCGAACCCCUUGUCUCAAAGCUGAAGGAAAAUACAAAUCAUUUCACCAAAGGAUUCUUUCUCAUUCCAGCUAUUUCCAGAUGUCUAGAUGAAAUCCAACUGCAGACUUUGAGCAGGCUCAUUGUUUACCUUUUCAGAUUGGACAUACCAGACAUCUACUGCAGAAUCUCAGGAAUGGAGCACCAACCAGGGAGUCCGGUGGCUGGGAAGGCAGAGGAGCAAUCAGGAAGUCUUCUCCUCACCUACUUUCAGGGAGAUAUUAAUAGCAUGGUAGAUGCACAUUUCUCACGUGCCUUAGAAAAUGUCACCAAACCAAAGGAAGACGUCACGAAGAACAAGAAACCCCGGAAAACAUUCAAAUCUGAGCAGCCAUGUACAAGUAACUGGGGCAUGGAAUCAGAUUUGUGCUUUGAAAGCACAAACUCUUCAGGACGAAUUGAACUUGGCAGACGAGAAGAGCUGCAGACAAACCACCGUCUGCCACUUAACACUCCUGAGGAGAGCUCCAGUGUUUGGCUCGGUGGUCCACGGCAGGGCAUGAGUCUAGUGUUGCCUCCCAUGGUGUAUCCCUCUGCUGCGUCUGCUGAGGGUUUGGUGAUGGCAGAUCAUCAGUACAAUUCCCUAUUAAACCUGCUGCACAGCGACCGACCAGAUCUGGGCUCCGUUAUGGUAACGUCCAAACAGGAGCUCAUGCCAGGCUGGCCCCGGCAUCCAGGAUUUGGUGAUCAGAUGACUCCAGAUCACAGCCUAGACUCUGGUGUUCCAACGAUGGAGAAGAAGGAUUUAUACUGGUAUUAAGGAAGCACUUUUGCAGUUGUCAGACAUCUUUACAAAGGAAACAAAAACCUGAUACUAAGAACAAGGAAGUCUUAUCUCUGUUUUACUUGUUUUAAGAGUUCAGAGCCUUGAAUUGCUUCACGCAGAAGCCACUGCACCUGACUACAUGCAGACAAACCUGUUCGAGAACAAGCUCAUCACGUAGCCCAGCGCAGUGAGUUUUAAAAGAACAUCCCUUAAGCUAUAUGGGGGUUGGUGGAGCAAUUUGAAAAGACUUUCAGCUUACGAAAGCCAGAUAAUACCUAGCUAUUUAUUUCAUUAGCUUUUCAAUGACUUCUUCUUGUCCUAGAAUGAAAGAGACCAAAAUGAAUAUCCCAUUAAAUAAUGAUUAUAUGGGAAACUUAUGUCUGUUAUUUAUAUACAAAGAAAUAAAAAUAUGAGGAUGUGUGUGUAUCGCUGCCUUCUUUGAAUUUAAUAUGAACAUUAAUAUGGACCUGAUUGACAAAAUGAAAGAAAAACUGUCCACAGAGAAAACCUGUUAUUGUCAUCUGACAGGAUUUAUUUGAUAUAUGUGAUGUGCCUGAACUUAUUUCUUGCUUCUUUGUUAACCUUGGUUAAAAAAAAGAACUGUAAAAAUUAUAUAUAACUUUAGUUGGAGCUGUAUAAUGUGUAAAAUAGUAGAAGCUGGAAUAAAUAUGGUUGAGGGAAUAAAGUGUAUAGAGUAUAUGACUUCUGUUAAAAAUGUGUAGAAGGUUUGCUGAUAUCUUUUUUUUCUGUGUGAUCCACUGUAAACAAGGCAAAUAAACACAAAAAAUACAGUG
Hemibagrus wyckioides is the source of this 1688-nucleotide messenger RNA. It is a transcript of the gene vgll1l, whose product is annotated as vestigial like family member 1. Gene Ontology annotation, cellular component: nucleus. Bases 265 to 888 code for a protein of 207 amino acids. Gene Ontology annotation, biological process: regulation of transcription by RNA polymerase II. The record is from RefSeq and is a predicted model, not a curated record. The transcript has 4 exons. NCBI's taxonomy places the organism in Eukaryota, Metazoa, Chordata, Actinopteri, Siluriformes, Bagridae.